AUGAUGUCGGAGCGCAAGCGGCGGCGGCUGGACGAAGACGCCCGGCGUCUGGAGCUGUGCGCGGCCGACCUGCGCGAGCUGGGCGCCGCCAUCGGCUCGUGCGCGUUCCGCUUGCCCUCGGAGAACGUGUCGGUGCCGCUGCAGCGCUCGCGCGCGGCGUCCAAGCCUCCCAAGCCGGCAGCAAGUUCCGGCCGCUCUUCGUCGCGCUCGCUGUACUCGGUGGUGUCCAGCUCGGCGUACGCGGCCAAGACGAACGCGCAGAGCCGGCAGGAGACCUGGCAGGAGGCGCUGCAACGACUGGCGGCCGAGCUGGACGCGCCGCGCGCGCAGAAGGAGGCGGUGGGGCGCUGCGAGCGGCUGCGCAGACGCUUCGAGGCGCUGAGCGACGCCGUGCGGCUGUGCCAGGACAAGCUGCGGCGCGCCGGCGACGAGGUGGCGCUGCAGGACCGCGUGGAGAGCCAGCUGGCGCAGGAGGAGACGGCGUGGGAGCAGCAGAUGCAGACGCGCGAGCAGCGCGUGGCCGAGCGCGAGGUGGAGCUGCAUGCGCUGCAGGAGGAGCGCGCGGCGGACGAGGCCGGCGACAUAGCGGCGGCAGCUGCGGACGAAGAGAAGGAGGACGAGGAGAAGAAGCAAGAGGAUGCCGAUACAGAAGAAGACGCAGAGGUGGAUGAAGAUGCAGAGCAGGCGCGCGCGGAGCUGCGCGAGGCGCUGGCCCUGCGCGCCGAGGAGAAGCGGGACAUCCAGGCGGCUAUUGACUCCCUGCAGCGCAAACGCGCCAGGCGCAGCGCCGCGCUGGCUGAACAGAGGAAGAAACUGCAGCAACGGCAAGAGCAGGAGGAGGCGGAGAACGUGCUGAGGGAGCUGCGCGACGAGAAGGAGGCACUGCAGACGGAUAUCAUCGCGGCGGAGGAGCUGGAGGAGAAACUCGAGGAGAACGUCCGGGACCUGCCGGCGCUCAAGGACGAGCUGCAGCGCGCCAAGGCAGAGCGCGCGCAGGUGCAGGCGCAGGUGGACUCGCUGCGGCUGGAGCUGGCGCGGCGCAAGCGCAAGAUGCGGCACAUGGUGGACGUGCAGCUCCUGACGGCGCGCGACACGAACCCGCCAACUCUGCGUGAGGAGGCAGUGCUGCUGCACUUGCUGUACGAGCACGAGGGCGAGAUGGGCGUGAACGAGCUCAAGCAGGAGGCGAGUGCGGUGCUGGAGGAGCACGGCAAGCCGAACGGCAACGGCGUGGUGAUCCGCGCGCUGUACUCGUUGGUAGCGAAUGGCGUCGUGCAGAUUGACCGGUCGUACGGCAACGGGCUGGUCACGUCACUGCUGGUUUGA
Molecule: messenger RNA, 1326 nt
Organism: Phytophthora sojae
Lineage: Eukaryota; Oomycota; Peronosporomycetes; Peronosporales; Peronosporaceae
Exons: 2
Coding region: 1-1326 (441 amino acids)
Source: RefSeq, a predicted model, not a curated record